AUGGAAUGCAAAUAUUACGCGAAGUAAAUAUUUCGGUUGACCUCGGACUUUGGCGUUAAUGAUAGCAAGUGCGAGAUAAAGCAAACGGACAGGAGAGAAUUUCGUGUUUUUGCCUUUUUACACACAUGCAGUGGCUUAUUGAAUAUAUUGUGGAUAUCAUCACAGUUGUUUUGAUGUCACGUUUUUUCCUUGGUGCAGCAGGUGUUGCUGCAGGGGCUGCACUUAUCUGUAAUGUAUCUCCUUGGCUUGUUGCCAAACCACAGAUAGCCACCCUGGAUUACCUUAAUGCUGCAAAACUACAAACUCUUGAUGGGAAAAAAACAAAUUUUAGUGCCAAAGAGUUGUGGCAGAGAAAUGGUGCAGUUGUAAUGGCUGUCCGUAGACCAGGAUGAUCUUUAUGUAGAGCGGAAGCCCAGGGCUUGUCCUCCCUUGUAGAGGAGAUGGACGCCCGAGGUAUCCGCUUACAUGCAGUAGUGCAUGAGGUUCUUGGUGCUGAAGAAUUUAAAUCAUUCAUUAAAGGAGAUGUUUAUUUAGAUCCUGAGAAACAUUUUUAUGGCCCUCAAGAGAGAUGGAUGAAUAUUCCAGGAAUUUUUAAUUUCGAAACACUAGCCAGUAUUAUCAAAGAAAUCCGUAAAGGAACUCCAGGAAAUUCAAAAGGUGAAGGACGACUCUUAGGAGCCGUGUUUGUGAUAGGUCCAGGUAAUCAAGGUAUAGUGUUCCAGCACCAUGAGAAAGUUAUUGGUGAUCUUGCAAACCUGGACGACAUCAAAGAUGCCAUAUCUAAAGUCAAUCUUCCACGUGAUUAACAUAAACUUGUCAUCCCGUAGAUUAAUAUGUUCCGAUCAAAAUUCAUCAGCAGCAAAUGUAUUUAAUUUAAAUACAGUUCAAGGAAGUGAAUUCUUAAUGAUUUUCUUUAAUUUGUUCUUAACUCAGACAGUUUGAUGACAAUAAAUACCCAGUAUUAAAAUGAGACAUAAAAAUUGAGUAUACUAUACAAAGUUCUUUCAGGAAUACAUUAAAAUGAAGGUUGUGUAUGUUCUGGAAUUAUGUUACAAAUUUAAUGUUAUACAGAAUAUUCUAGUCUUAAUCAGUAUAAUAUCCAUUCCUGUCCCAUGUGUUUUAUAAUAUAAAAGUUAACAUUUAUUGUAGAACAGAAGAUAUUAUGUUAUGAUAAAAUGAAACUCUCAAGUUCACUGGUUAACUUCAGACUUGAGAGUGGAUGUGAAAGCAUUUAACUUAUAUCUUGUGUUCUCUAUUCUAAAUGUUGAUUUUAAUUGAAAUAAUGUGAUUUUAAUGUUGUAAAUAAAUGUUAGAGGUUUAUUAAAUUUUGUACAAAAUU
Messenger RNA from Ruditapes philippinarum (Manila clam), 1339 nucleotides. RefSeq names its product peroxiredoxin-like 2A. NCBI's taxonomy places the organism in Eukaryota, Metazoa, Mollusca, Bivalvia, Venerida, Veneridae. The record is from RefSeq and is a predicted model, not a curated record. The transcript is spliced from 6 exons.